AUGGAACCAAACACCAAGUACAGAUGGAAUAGUGCCAUGUCCAUCGAAAAAUCGACCGAUGCGGAACUAUUUGCGGUAAUGUGCGAGGAAUCGCCGGUAGUGAAGCAGAGCGUUUUUGGUUGCAAACGUGGUGUUUGUAAUGAAGAGAAACGUUAUCGUGUGGACAGAUUUUCCCAUCCCACAGUUUUUCAUUGGAAUGGUAAGAAGUUUCUGAAGGGGACGUGA
Molecule: messenger RNA, 225 nt
Organism: Botrytis porri
Lineage: Eukaryota; Fungi; Ascomycota; Leotiomycetes; Helotiales; Sclerotiniaceae
Exons: 1
Coding region: 1-225 (74 amino acids)
Source: RefSeq, a predicted model, not a curated record